Molecule: messenger RNA, 3017 nt
Organism: Ctenocephalides felis (cat flea)
Lineage: Eukaryota; Metazoa; Arthropoda; Insecta; Siphonaptera; Pulicidae
Gene: IA-2
Product: receptor-type tyrosine-protein phosphatase-like N
Exons: 17
Coding region: 50-2911 (953 amino acids)
Biological process (GO): protein dephosphorylation
Cellular component (GO): secretory granule
Molecular function (GO): protein tyrosine phosphatase activity
Source: RefSeq, a predicted model, not a curated record
GCGAUCCACAUUGCAAUUGUGAUACUGACAAGAUAUAAGGUGUACCGCUAUGUACGCGGCUCCCUUUUGGGCUUUUUUAUUGUUGACUGUGACCCUGGUGAAGUCUGAAGGAAAUAUAGGAUGCUUCUUUGCAAAUGGACUUUGCAUGGAAGAACUAGAAUGGUGUUACGAUGAUUUAGCAUUCGGGCGUUGCUUACCUAAAUUUGGACCAAUUGAUGAAGAUCAGCUUUACAGUUCUCCUUUGACUGAAGUGGAAAUAGCUGAGUUAUUUAAACGAAUUGCUACACUUCAACGUCGAGGAUAUGGAUGGGCAGACGGCUAUACCCAGUGCCAUCUACAAGCGGUCUUAUGGCAGCUAAGACGCGGCUCACCGACAACACCGCGCGCCUGCCGCCAAUUACGUGUCGAACAGGAGGAUACAGGCUACCCAACGAGUUCAGGAGACCAUGAUUCUGAUCAGGAGCAACUGGCUUACGUAAGCUUCACACCUAGCAAUGGUGUCCCCAGCGGAGAGUAUGCAGAUGAAGUUUAUUUCCCAUCUGGCAAAAGCGAAGAAGGAGAUCGUGACAAGAAAAACAUUAGGAAUGCAUUUGAUCUUCUUACAUCUGAGAAUACCUUAUUUGGAUUUUCUCGAUAUCUGCCAAAUGGCGAGAAUAGUUUUGGGUUGGAUGAUCCUAACGCAUUUCCUCCGGAACUUUCUAAAUAUGUUAAACACAAACUACCUGCAAUGGAAAGAAAAUACAGUAAAAACUAUGAAAAUUUAUUCAAGCAAAAUAUGCAGUAUAACACACCUGAGAGUUUCCGCAUGGGUAUUGAGAUGAAAGAUCGAAAAUCAUUAGAUAUGCAACCUUACAUGAACGAUGAUCGUAGUUCGGCUAGUGAAGAACAACUUAGUGACAUGGAUGAAAAUCAAGAAUUUUUCAUUAACGAUGAAUAUGAUAAGGGUUCACAGCAAAAGACCGCUGGUGUGUACACCGAAGGUGGCUUGGUGUACGUUCCUGACAGAAAGGACGGAAAUUCAGAUUCCGAGAAGUCCGAUAUAUUGGGAAUAUUGGGAAGAAAUGCAUUAUCCGGCUUUAAGCGUCGAGAACGUCUCGAUGUUAAGAAACCAGGCCCAUUACCGGAACCUAUGGAACAUGGUGAGAAACCCAGCGACUCUUAUAAAACUAUGUCCCUGGUGGCCAUGGAGACUGCGGUCCCUGUGCAGAAGAAAGAAGUUACCAAAUACCAUGCACCUCAUUCUGUCGAUACAUCUUAUGCCUACGUCACAGUGAAAGAUAGCAUAAAAGCGUGGCGUGUAGGAGCAAGGCUUGUGCAAAUGUUGACUGAACUCUUGGAAUUACCGCAAGGGAGUUUAUCACAUCCACGGGUCGAUAGUCAUGAGGUGUCAUUCCUAGUAGAAGAAGAAAAGGCCGGGAUGAAUGCGAGUGCGAUUGCGGAGAAAAUUAUGAGUGCUAAUAUGAUAAAUACUUUAAAAAAUCAAUAUGGAAUCAUAAUAACCGGAUCUGGAGUCGGCGAUAAAGCUAAAUUAUCAUUAAAACCUGAAAAAACAAUACUGGCUGACACCAACGCACUCAAUGGCCAUUUGGCUGGUUUUCUUUUGGGAGGCAUAGGAGGCGCAAUAUUAGUUGCUAUUGGAGCAAUGAUUCUCAUAAGGAAACAUUCCAGAGAAAAAAAUAAACUGGGUUCACUAGAAGGUCCAGAAUGUGGUAGCAGCAAAGACUAUCAGGAUUUAUGCAGAGCUCACAUGGCAACAAAAAAUCCUGGUAUUGUAGAAUCCAUAAUACCUCAACCUCAACCUUUAAGUGUAUCAACAAGAAUUGCGUCUUUAUCCAAAGAAUCUGAUCAGAACAGUCCAUCAUCGAGAUCUAGUACUUCUUCGUGGAGUGAAGAACCAGCCAUGACUAACAUGGACAUAUCUACUGGCCACAUGGUGUUAUCCUAUAUGGAAGAUCACUUGCGUAAUAAGGAUCGCCUGGACCGGGAAUGGGGUGCGCUGUGUCGGUACGAGGCAGAACCUGGUGUACGUUUCGCUGCCUCUGCCGAGACCAGCCUGCCACUGAAUCGUCAAGGCGCCCCCCUGCCCUAUGACCAUUCACGAGUUGUUCUCAACCAUUUGAGUAAUGCAGCCGGCCUUGAUUACAUUAACGCUUCGACCAUUUCCGACCAUGACCCGCGGGCUCCUUUGUACGUUGUUGCUCAGGGUCCGCUGAAGGAAACAGCUGCUCACUUUUGGCAGAUGGUGUGGGAGCAGGGAGCUGUAGUAAUGGUGAUGCUGUGUCCGUUGGCAGAGGAUGGAGUCGAAAUGUGUUACCAGUAUUGGCCAGGGGAAGAAUCUGAAAUUUACCAUAUAUAUGAGGUGCAUUUGGUGAGCGAACACAUUUGGUGUGAAGACUACUUGGUGCGAAGUUUCUAUUUGAAAAAUUUCCGCACUGGCGAAACAAGAACUGUUACCCAAUUUCAUUUCUUGUCGUGGCCCCAGAAUGGAGUGCCUGCUUCAGCCAAAACUUUGCUCGAAUUCAGAAGAAAGGUAAACAAGUCAUACCGUGGUCGUUCUUGCCCGAUAGUGGUGCACUGCUCGGAUGGGGCUGGUCGAUCUGGUACCUACGUGCUGCUCGACAUGGUGUUAGCAAGGAUGGCCAAGGGCGCCCGUGAGAUCGACAUAGCUGCGACACUGGAACACAUUAGGGAUCAGAGGGCCGAAAUGGUCGCUACAAGGGCUCAAUUUGAAUUCGUACUCACGGCUGUCGCUGAAGAGGUCCAUGCUAUUUUGAAAGCGCUCCCGGCCAACCUUCCAGAUAAAAAAGAUAAGGAAAAAGAAAAGGAAAAGGAAAAGGAAAAGGACAAGGAAAAGGAUCAAACCAACAAAGGAAAUUCAGUUGCAACCAACAAAGUGAAAGAGGAAAAGUAGACAUGCAAUUGAGAAAAUCUACAAGUGAAUGUUCAUCCUAACAUGCGGUAAAGAGUUCAAUAUUUUUUCAUUUUAUUUUGUUAUUUAAACAUUCCAGUAAAAGCAU